CACAAAAUAAAGAUCACAUAGUGUACUUGAUGGAUAGCACAAAAGAAUUUCAAAGUCAUUGGAUUGUUACAAAAACUCGAACAAUUUCUGAAAUUUUUCAGAAAUAUCCUCGAUUUCUCAAUUACAACGGAGAAUCUAAUUGAUUGACAAAGAGUUUCAAUCUCUCUACCCAAAAAAGGCUGAUAAUUUGAUAUCUAAGUUCUCCACAUUAUAUACAGAGAAGAUUUUGUAUUAUGCUGAGAGUUUUCGUCCUGAACUCUGAACUGUUUGCUGCAUCAAGGAUUAUUCAAGAUGAUAUUUUACACGCGCUACUAAUUCUUGUUGAAUUAUUGCCGAUAACUAACGCCGAAAUUGCAAAGAAAAAGAAAGUUGAUGAAAAAAUUCAAGAGAAUCAAGAAAAUGAUGAAUCUAAAAGAGGGAAAGGGAAAGGUAAAAAACGGAAAUUGAACGAAUUGCAAAACGUUGACCCGAUGAAAACAAAAGUUUUUCCUAACGAAAAUCUGAUAAAAAUUGUAUCCGUAAGUUUUUUAGGUAGAUUUUGUUAGAAAUCUAACUAUUGCAUUAGUCCUCAUGGUGGAAUUUUCACCUGAUUUUUCUAUCAUAUGUCAUAAUUAGUCAAAUAAGUUCCAAAAACACCAUUGGUUAAAAAAUUUAUAUAUGU
Messenger RNA from Cotesia glomerata, 661 nucleotides. RefSeq lists its product as uncharacterized. The transcript has 4 exons. Bases 234 to 545 code for a protein of 103 amino acids. The record is from RefSeq and is a predicted model, not a curated record. NCBI's taxonomy places the organism in Eukaryota, Metazoa, Arthropoda, Insecta, Hymenoptera, Braconidae.